AUGCGAGCGCAGAAGCAAGCCGAUGUCGGACUCGGUGCAGUCGGAGCAGCUUUGCAAGUUCUCUCGCGAGGAUUCGUUCAAAGCGCCUCGCGCAGCAGCAUCCGGCAGCGCCGUGGUGAUUCGGAUGCAUCUUUGUACGAGCGAGAAUCCAGCGCCAGCUAUGCCACGCGACAAAGCAGCAGACGCCAUUCGGGCGGAAGGCGAUCCAUUGGAAAUCUCUUCCCGCUCACAGGUGCUGGCAAUGCCAAGCAGAUGUUACACAUUGCCUCUCGCAUUUCGAAGGAUGUGAACUUGUUGUAUGCAACCAAAGCAGAGCUUGAGCAGCAAGCAGAGGAAGCUCGAGAGCAGCAGCAGGCAGAGGAAAAUGCGGUCGCCUUUACGACGAGCUUCAUCAAUGAGCCUGUUCAAGAGGAGGGCUCCGUCCAGGACAGCACAGGCAGCAGUACACCUCAUUCAGAACAAAACGAGGAAGACAAUGUCGUGGAACUUGAUAGCGAUCUCGAAGACUAUGACCAUGAAGCAGCCGGAGAACGCAUAGGUUCAAUGCUGCAAAACUUAAAGUGCCAAGAUCGCAUCGAGAUCAUGGACUCACUACAUAGCUUCUAUCAAAACCGAAAGCACAUCGUGGAGACAGAGAUGGCCGAACUCGAGACUCUGGAAAAGGACUUCUACGACAGGGAUGAGGAGACCAAGGAGUCCUCGAACAGUAUGGUGAAGGCCUUUGAAUCGAAAGGCAUGACAGAGGUACAAGUACUUGUCAAGUGCAGCGCGACCCUCCAAGCGGGUGCCAAUGGCACCUUCCGCAAGCGGCAGAAGUUCUCAAAGGCUGCCAAGAGUAGAGCUGCACCGAAGAAGAAGGUCACCAUGAUACAGGAGCCAGAAGAGAAGGAGCCAAAAGCCGAAGCUGGCGCGGCCAGGCCCACGUUUCUCGAGCUUUUCGGGGCGGACGAGGACAAGGAAGAGGCCCUAGAGGAAGCACCAGAGGAAGAGGAGGAGCUGCCUGAAGUCGUCGUGAAUGAGGAGGACUUGAAGGAUCAAGAUGUUUGGGAUCUGAAUCGUGCUAAGGAGCUAUGGAGCCGGAUGAAUGAGAAGGCCGGGAAGGUGGCUGGCGGCAAAGGGUCGGCAAUCGAAAUUCUUCAGGCGAUGGUGGUGGUCCAGGAAGGCAAUGCGGAGUUGCAGCGAAGAUCCGAGCUGGCCAAGAAGGCUACAGCCACGAUGAAUGCAGCCGUCGAUUUUCUCACGCGCAAUUUCAAGGCAGGCAUACUCCUGGACUUCGACAGUCCCUCGCCGGAGGAUGAAGCCAUGGUUGAGUAUGUGAAAAGGCUGCACAAGAAGCUUUUCUCGGAAAUCGAUGUGGGUGACCUUGAAGACGUGCCUGAUGCGGAGGAGUUGGAGGAGGAAUGCCAGGAGCUCGAGAGAAUCCUGGCGGAACAGGAAAAGGACAUCGAAGCCUUUCAGAAGCAGCGAGAAGAGAAGGAAAAGUCGCAGGAGGAGGAGCAAGACGCCAAGCUGGAGAAGCUUUUGGAUGAUCAUUCCGAGCCGGACCGUGGCGAGGAGAGUUCCCGAUCAACUUCCAAGCAGAACAAAUCUGCUGUCUUGGAUGCACGGCUGGAGGGCCUUCAGAUCCAGGGAGCUCAGCCGAAAGCAAGUGCCGCGCAAAGGAUGAAGCAGGCAGCCAGGACAGCAGCCGCCCUUUCCACACUGAACAGGGAUGCACCCGCUGGAAGUGCCGGAGCUCGCCAUUUCCAUUCGGUCGAGGAUUUCAAGGAUGACCCCAAGGUCAAGAUGCUGCGUGAGCACAUUGCGACAAAGGACGGCCAAAUCGAGCAAGCCCGGAAGCUUCUGAAACGAAUGCGCUUUGAGCGGCGACUCUUGCACUACUGUCGGAAGAAGGCCAAGAAAGGAUUUGACAGCAUCGUGCAGGAGUUUGAACCACCGAGCCUUGACGACAUACCGUCUGCAGAUGAUGUUUCCGAAGAAUCUGCCAGUGAGGCGGAGGCGGAGCCGCCGUCGGAGAAGGAGGCGCCCGAGCCAGCGGCUCCCGAGUCGGGGCCGACUCGGGCCGAUGGACGUUUGGAGAGUGAAAAGGCUGCAGAGGUCCAACCAGAUGCAGAGGCCCCAGUGCCAGCGCGGCCAGCCUCAGCUAGACCAUCGAGACCAGAAAGUCCGGGCAGUCCGGGCAGUCCGGUGAGCCCAGCGAGUCCACCGGAGCGCAAAGCGCCACCCAGCCUGGCGAGCAAAAUCCUCGGUCUGAGCACCAAGAGCAACGAGGGACUGGAGAUAGAAGAGCAGCUGAAGAAAGAGGUCGAAGACCUGCAAGCAGCCUUGUCUGAGAGCUCCAACAGCCUUCGAGAGGAGAAAGUGCGCCAGAAAACAUUGCGCAAGGAGAUCAAGGACCUUCGCAAAGAGUUCCACCAGCUCUCUUCAAGCGAUCAAGAUGCUCCCAAGACUCUGGAAGGUCUGCAGGAGCAGAUCAAAUUUGAGGAGAAGGUGUACCGUGACCUCCAAAAUCAGAUAGACGAGCUCAAGACUCAAGUUGGGCAAAAGUCGAUCAACAAAAGCGACCAGGAUCAGCAGCAGGCCAUAGAGGGCCAUGGGCGGCCGAACCUGCUUGAACAACCGGACGACAAUGGGCCGUCAAGGCAGACGAGCUCUCGGGGAGAUCUGUCAAGACCAGCGAGUGCAAGAGAGCACGCGGAACAGUCGAGACCAGCCAGCGCCAGAUCCAGGCCACCCAGCGCCACCGGCGACAGGUCCCCAAGCCCAUCGGGAGCCAACGAGUCGCUCGUGGCGGGUGCCCCUCAGAGAGCCUCGAGCACACGGGCUGAGCCUACCGGCUCUCUCAGUGCGAGGCCCGAGCACCUGGCGAGGUCGCUCAGCGCCAGAGCCGACCUUCCAGCUCGGUCUCCAAGCGCGAGGUCAGCUCCUUCGAGACCUCCCAGUUCGAGGAGCAUCCACGAAGCUGGUACUGGGACAGGCGAGGAGGGCCAAGACGAGGUCACCGAGGAGCUUGAAGCACAUUCAGCUUCCAGAGCUGUGGAUUCGGAGCUGCCAAGCGGGGCUGCAUCGGAUGCAGAGCCCGACAAGGUGUCUCCAGGCAGGGCAGGUCUCGAGCCCAACAGCGAAAUCGCGGAGCAAAGGGAGGCCGAGGCGACCGUCGCGCCCGGGAGCUCCCCUGGCCCUGGCUCCAAGACUCGACCUCCAACUGCAGAAGGCUUCGGCAUGUCCGUGCAGGAGGAGGCGACCACCUCAGUGGCAGAACUCGUAAAAGUCCAAGCACGGACAGAGGAAAUGCGGGGGGAAAUCCACGACAUCGAUUCGAAGCUGAAGAAAUUGAAGGCUCUGCUGAAGAGUAAGGGUGAUAUCGACAUCGUGGCUGCUGUGCGUGAAGUCCUGGGCUUGGUUCAUGAGGAGGAGGUCAAGGCGCCCCCUGCGUACCAUCAGUGCAAAAGGGAGCUCAAGGAGCAGCAAGACAAGAUUCGAUUACUCCGCAAGAAAUGGUGGGAUGACCACCGCGAUUUCGACGGCCUGGUGGAGAAGGUUCGCAAUCAGAUGGGUGGAAAUCGUCAAAUAUUUGCGGAAGCAGAGAGCAAGGAGCUAGCUGUGCGAGGAACAGAACAUGCUUCUGCUCCUGUCCGUUCCGGCUUAGCAGACUCUGGCUUGAGUGCUCCUGAUGCUUCGGAGGCACAUACAAGUCAGGGCUUCCGAGGGUCGGCCAAUGCACCAUCUAUCAGGCCCCCGUCCAAAGAGCCAAGCACAGCGCCACAGCCCAGUUCGAGCGGGAACCGAAGGCAGGGAGAAGCCAUGAGUAGUGCAGCCCACUUUUCAUGUCAUUUGCGUGCGGCACCCGUUUUCUCACCCUGGGCUCGAGGCUUAGAGCCAGGUGUUUUCGUUUUCCUCAGGCCUUCCAUGUAA
Symbiodinium sp. CCMP2592 is the source of this 3915-nucleotide messenger RNA. The record is from the annotation of a GenBank genome assembly. NCBI's taxonomy places the organism in Eukaryota, Dinophyceae, Suessiales, Symbiodiniaceae.